UUCCUCGUGUGUGUUUUCUACUAUGGCUUUUGAGACGUUAAAGUUAGAAAUUGGGUCAAAGAUUGGACUUUCAUUUUUCUGCUAUCUGGCCUUCUGUUCGGUUUUAGGAGGGAGACUGAAAUUUUAUACUUUGUUGAUCUUUACAAUAUAAUACGCUGAAAAUUGCGUUCAAAGAAUGGCUAGCUCAUGGCUAUUCUCCUGCCUUGAUUUUCUUUCCUUCUAGACCACGUUCACUUUGCUCACCGAGAGAAGGGAGAAGUUGUAAAUCUUAUACAACAGUUGGCAUUGCAUUAGACCCAGUGUUAUGAUUCUCGAGUCUCAGGAUUGAAACCAAGCUACAACUCUGUGUUAUGGGUUUUGUGUUUUAGGACUUCGUUUUUUAUGGGUAUUUGAGUUUUGGGGGCGAUACCUGGCCACCCGGCUGGUCAUCAAGUCCACUAUUUAUGUUUUGAGCAUCUUUCGCCUUCCUCUUUCAUGUUUCAGUAAUCACCACAUAGAAACUUUGAGUAAAUUUUUCUGUUUUGGAUUUUAAUUUAAUUAUUAUUAUUUUUUUUGGCUGAAACAGAGGUGCAAGUUUUGGGUAUCGAGUUUUGCAAGGGAAUGAUUGUUUGAAAUCUGUGAGAUAAGGUAAGGCAGAGUUGUGUAUUUGGUGAAGCGUUUUUGCCUGAAGGACGCUAAGUACAUUAGUUUGUGCCGCCAUGCCCAUGAGACAAAUGAAAGAGAGCUCAGAGCAGCAUCUUGUGAUCAAACCCCAAAUACAGGGAUCCGUGAAUCCGGUUCUGGAGGUCCCAAAAACUGUUCAGAGUGAGAGAGGUCCACCUCGUGAAGAACCUCAGAUUACUAAUGGUGAACAGCACCCUUCACCUCUUUCAAGGAACAGAGGUAGGAGGAGAGGAAGAGGUGGCCGAAAGUCCGACCAAGGUGAUGUUGUUAUGCGACCAACUUCCAGGCCCUGUACCAUUGCCGAUAAGCCGAUUGCAGGCCACUCUGUUGAAACUCUGUCAUCUGAAAUUGCCAGUGUGUCUUCCGAUGGAGGUCAUGUACAUGAAAUGGAUAUGGGUUUCCCUUCUUCAAGCAAAGCUUUGAGGUUUGCUCCAAGGCCUGGGUAUGGGCAAGUAGGGACGAAGUGCAUCGUGAAGGCCAACCAUUUCUUGGCGGAGUUACCAGAUAAGGACUUAAUCCAGUAUGAUGUUACUAUUACUCCUGAAGUGGUUUCAAAAACCAUAAAUAGAGCUAUCAUGGCAGAGCUUGUGAAGCUCUACAGAGAGUCGGGCUUGGGAAUGAGACUGCCUGCAUAUGAUGGCCGAAAGAGUCUAUACACAGCGGGAGAGCUCCCCUUCACUGCCAAGGAGUUCAAGAUCAAACUUGUGGAUGAAGAUGAUGGAAUCAGUGGUCCUAAAAGGGAGAGAGAAUAUAACGUGGCAAUCAAGUUUGUUGCUCAAGUAGACUUGCACCACUUGGGUCAGUUUUUAGCCGGUAAACGUGCUGAUUCUUCACAGGAAGCUCUUCAGAUUCUUGACAUUGUAUUAAGAGAACUCUCAACCAGAAGGUACUGCCCUGUUGGGAGAUCAUUCUUUUCUCCUAAUAUAAGAAAUCCACAGCAGCUUGGUGAAGGGCUGGAGUCAUGGUGUGGAUUCUACCAGAGUAUAAGACCUACACAGAUGGGUUUGUCCCUAAAUAUUGAUAUGUCUUCAGCAGCAUUUAUUGAACCUCUGCCUGUAGUUGAGUUUAUUGCUCAACUUCUAGGCAAGAAUGUGCUGUCAAGGCCCUUAUCUGAUUCUGAUUGUGUAAAGAUCAAGAAAACCCUUAGGGGAGUGAAAGUUGAAGUGACUCAUAGAGGAAAUGUGCGAAGAAAAUAUCGAGUAUCAGGAUUAACGACACAACCUACAAGAGAACUGGUGUUUCCUGUUGAUGACAAAUCAACAAUGAAGUCAGUUGUUGAAUAUUUUCAAGAAAUGUAUAGCUUCACAAUUCAGCAUUCACAUCUUCCUUGCCUUCAAGUUGGAAACGAUAAGAAGGCAAAUUAUUUGCCAAUGGAAGCAUGCAAAAUUGUUGAGGGACAACGAUAUACAAAAAGACUGAAUGAGAGGCAGAUAACUGCUCUUCUUAAAGUUACAUGCCAAAGACCUAGGAAUCGGGAAAAUGACAUCUUGCAGACAGUUCAACAUAAUUCUUAUGGCCAAGAUCCAUAUGCAAAGGAGUUUGGGAUCAAAAUCAGUGAAAAGCUAGCUUCUGUUGAGGCUCGGAUUCUGCCUGCUCCUUGGCUGAAAUAUCAUGAUACUGGGAAGGAAAAAGAUUGUUUGCCUCAUGUUGGUCAGUGGAAUAUGAUGAACAAGAAAAUGAUCAAUGGGAGCACUGUAAGCCGGUGGGCAUGUAUCAAUUUCUCAAGAAGUGUUCAAGAGAGUGUUGCUCGUGGAUUUUGUAAUGGGCUGGCUCAAAUGUGUCAAAUAUCUGGCAUGGAAUUCAAUCCAGAACCUGUGAUCCCAAUAUACACAACAAGGCCUGAACAAGUAGAGAAGGCUCUGAAGCAUGUUUAUCAUGCAGCUAUGAACAAACUCAAAGGGAAAGAGUUGGAGCUACUCUUAGUCAUUCUGCCUGACAACAAUGGUUCCCUAUAUGAUCUAGGUUUAAUAUCACAAUGCUGUCUGACAAAGCAUGUUUUCAAGAUUAACAAACAGUAUCUGGCUAAUGUAGCCCUGAAAAUCAACGUUAAGAUGGGAGGAAGAAAUACUGUACUCUUGGAUGCUAUCAGCUGGAGAAUACCAUUGGUUAGUGACAUACCAACCAUAAUAUUUGGGGCAGAUGUGACCCAUCCAGAAAAUGGAGAAGACUCUAGCCCUUCAAUUGCUGCUGUAGUAGCUUCUCAGGACUGGCCUGAAGUUUCAAAAUAUGCUGGUCUAGUUUGUGCCCAAGCUCAUAGACAGGAACUCAUUCAAGAUUUGUACAAAACUUGGCAUGAUCCAGUGCAUGGUACUGUUAGUGGUGGCAUGAUUCGGGAUCUACUAAUUUCCUUUCGAAAAGCAACUGGACAAAAGCCACUAAGGAUUAUAUUCUACAGGGAUGGUGUGAGUGAAGGGCAAUUUUAUCAAGUUCUACUCUAUGAGUUAGAUGCAAUCCGGAAGGCUUGUGCUUCACUAGAACCAAACUACCAACCACCAGUGACUUUUGUUGUAGUCCAAAAACGGCAUCACACAAGACUAUUUGCUAACAACCACAGGGACCGGAGUAGCACAGACAAGAGUGGGAACAUUUUACCUGGCACAGUGGUUGAUUCUAAAAUUUGUCACCCUACAGAAUUUGAUUUUUAUCUCUGCAGCCAUGCUGGGAUUCAGGGAACAAGCCGACCAGCUCAUUACCAUGUUCUAUGGGAUGAGAACAAUUUUACAGCAGAUGGAAUUCAGUCAUUGACAAAUAAUUUAUGUUACACAUAUGCAAGAUGUACACGCUCUGUAUCAGUUGUUCCUCCUGCCUAUUAUGCACAUUUAGCAGCAUUUCGAGCACGAUUCUACAUGGAGCCAAAUGUGCAGGAGAAAGGUGCAUCAGCUGGUAGUGUUGGUCAAGCAUCAACCUGCACUAUCCUGGCAACAGGGGAGCCAAGUGUGCGGCAAUUGCCAGCCCUCAAGGAGAAUGUUAAGAGGGUAAUGUUCUAUUGUUGAGAGGAAGGAAAGAAAGGUAAUGUGGUCUAGAGGGAAAAGAGUGGUUUGUGUGCUGCAGCCAUUUCCACUCUUGCAUCUCUCUAAUUCCUUGUAUGUAUUAUGAUUGAUGUCUAGUUAAAAGGCCCUAAUUUUAAAUUAGUGAUCUAGUGAAAUCAAAAUAUGGGAAGCCAAAAUGUAGAUUUACAGGGCUGAAAAAAUUGUAUUAGGAAGUUGAAAAGAAGAUUAAGAAAAAGAAAGAAAAUGAAGUAACUAAAAGAAGGUAAGGCUGAAUAUACAAUGUUGUUGUAUUGCUGAAACACACAAGGCCUUGGAUACUAAAUCAGGGCCAUAACCCAAGCUUAAGAAGUGGAAUUUUUAUAAAAUUAACCUUCCACAUUUUCUUGCA
Molecule: messenger RNA, 4041 nt
Organism: Nelumbo nucifera (sacred lotus)
Lineage: Eukaryota; Viridiplantae; Streptophyta; Magnoliopsida; Proteales; Nelumbonaceae
Product: protein argonaute 10-like
Molecular function (GO): protein binding; RNA binding
Source: RefSeq, a predicted model, not a curated record